Messenger RNA from Paramecium octaurelia, 1261 nucleotides. The record is from the annotation of a GenBank genome assembly. NCBI's taxonomy places the organism in Eukaryota, Ciliophora, Oligohymenophorea, Peniculida, Parameciidae.
AUGAUCGAAGAUAAUAAGAAGAAAUAAUUAGAAAGCUUUGAAAAAAUGAUUGAACCAAUGAUAACAAAAAUUUCGUCACUUUUGGGCCAUCUAAAUAUUUUGAAGUCUUUUUUUGUUAUAUAAUUAGAUCAAUUGAUUGACAACGCAAAGGAUUGGAUAUCAAAUUUAUAAUCACUAGGUUUAAAGUUAUAAGAGGUAUAGUCUCUAUAAAGAAUUAGAAAUCACGAUCAUAAAUGAAAAAUCACAUUAAAAUGAUUAGAUUGAUAGAUUAAAUAAUUAAAUGAUUCCUUGUCUACUAAAAUUGAUAGUAAGUUAAAUUUAUUCAGGUUAUAUGAAGAAUAUCAAAAAUGUCAACAAAUUUUACAAGAAUUAUCAUCUUAAAUAUAUUCAUAAUCGUAAUUACCAUAAUCAUAAUCAAUUCAAUGUGCAUCUUAAUUUAAAUCAUUUAAUUAUCAAAUAAUUAAAGAUAAUUCUGUCAAUUAAAUUGAGUGGUGUAGUGUAAUUGGUUAUAAUAAAGAUUGCUCAUAUGUAGUAGUUGGUUGUGGAAAACAAAUAAAAACAUAAGAAUUCAAGUAAGUAGUCUUGAAAUAAAUUCAAGUCUUAAAUCAACUUCAAAAAUGGACAACCUUUAACUUUCAUCAAAAAAUUCAUUGAGUUUAUAUUAGGGGAUUAUGGUGGAUCUAUUUUAAGUUGUUCAAACAAUAACAUUAAUUAAUGGUAUUGCUCAUAAAUAAUUAAAGCACAUAAUCACUCAAUUCAAUGCUUAAUUUUGAAUAAUUAUGAAGAUCAUUUUAUAUCCAGUAGUGGAGAUAAUACUAUUAAAUCUUGGGUUAAGAAAAAUGAUUGGAUCUGUUAAUAAACUAUCACACAUCAUAAAGAUUGGAUUAAUUAAUUAAGUUUAGAUGAUUAAGAAAAUAUAGUUAUUUCUAGUGGAAAAGAUAAGUAAAUAUUAGUAAUUGAGUCCUUUAAAUUAAAUAAAAUGUGGAUUGUUUUUAAAAGUAUUAAAGUUGAAUUUUAUGGAUAUCGCAUAUGCUUUAUCAACAAUAAUUAAUUCACUUUUCAACUAGAAAGUGGCAGUUUGAUGAAUGUCUACUAAAUCAAUAAUAUAAGUAAAGAGUAAACUAAAACUAAAGAUAUUACUGUUAAUCAUUGUAACAAUAGUAAUUAAGGUGAAUUAUUCCCAUAAUAAUUAAAAAAAAAAACAAUUAUUAGUGAAUAAACAUGGCGAUAAUAUCAAUUUUAUCAGACAAACAAAAGAUGA